CUGGCUUCGGUGGAGCCGAUUUCGAAGUCCACUUUUAUGCUCAAAUAUUAACUUUUGAAAUCAGAAUGUCGGGAUCUUCCUCUCAAAAUCCCACAGGGAAAAUUUACCAAUCAGUCAUAGAUGAUGUUAUUAACAAUGUUCGGGAAGCAUUUCAAGAUGAAGGAUAUGAUGAAAACGUUCUGCACGAACUUAGACAGUUAUGGGAAGGGAAAUUGAAGAAAAGUAAAGUCGUAGAAUUCUCCGGAACAGAAACAAAAUCUGCCCCUGUUUACUUGCAAUCCGUUAUCCAACCGGGAACACAACAAACAGUAUAUCCCACUCUAACCACCUCUGGGCAAGCUGGAGCUUCGGCGGCAAUGCAAAUUCCUGUUUCAUUGAGUCAAAAUCUUAUUCAAAUUAACGGUCAAAAUUUUCUUAUUCAAUCUGGAAGUCAAAACUUGAUGGUUGGUCAAAAUAACCAACAGAACCGUAUAAAUCAGGUAGAUGGCACUGCAGAUGAUGAAAGUGGGAAAGGUUCCGAUGAUGAAACCUUGCCAUCUAAAUCACAAAUCACAGAACACAAAGCUAGGAGAAAAGGCAAGAAAGUGGAGAUCAUCAUACAACAUGACGGAGCAAAUGAUUCCUCCUCUUCAUCUGACUCAAAUUCGUCUGACGAAUCUGAAAAAGAUGAAGAGGAAGAAGAGCAAGGAGAGGAAGAAAAGUCACUAAAUUCUGGAGACGAUGUUAGCGAAGAGGACACUGGUUCAUUGUUUGAAGUCGAUAACCUCGUCGUUUGCCUUUACGAUAAGAUUAAUCGAAAUAAGACUAAAUGGAAGUUCACAUUAAAAGACGGAAUAAUGAAUCUUAAAGGAAAGGAUUAUGUUUUUCAAAAAGCAACUGGCGAUGCUGAUUGGUGA
Messenger RNA from Dimorphilus gyrociliatus, 896 nucleotides. Lineage: Eukaryota; Metazoa; Annelida; Polychaeta; Dinophilidae. The record is from the annotation of a GenBank genome assembly.